AAAAAAUAAGUUAGCAAAAUGUAUUUCCCACUAAAAAUUAGGGACUUAACUGCAAAUGUGAAGGGCACCAUGGGUCCCACUGGGCUCCACAGUCGGCAAAACACUCAUCGGAAAAAAUGAAAAAUUUCAUCUCUACUUUCGAAGCAAUCAAAGAAGCAGUUGAUGGUUGCUAGCCACGGAUUUGCGGAGCGCGUGUGAGGGUUGGAUCUGCUGCAGCAAUGGCUCCCCGUAACAGCUCUGCUCAUCAAUCUCAACCGUUGCCGCUGGUAGUUACGCUCAACUGCAUCGAAGAUACAGCCGUCGAGCAGGAAUGCCUCUCCGGCGCGGCGCUAGUCGAGCACGUGCCGCUCAGCCACCUCGCGGACUCGCGGAUUGAAUCCGCCGCCGCCGUCCUCAUCCACUCCCUCGCGUUCCUCCCCCGCGCCGCGCAGCGCCGGCUCCGCCCCUGGCAGCUGAUCCUCUGCCUCGGCUCGUCCGACCGCGCCGUCGACUCGGCUCUGGCCGCAGAGCUCGGGCUGGAUCGGCUGGUCCACGUCGACGUGAGCCGGGCGGAGGAGGUGGCGGACACUGUUAUGGCGCUCGUUUUGGGGUUGCUGCGGCGCACGCAUCUCCUGUCGAGGCACGCCCUCUCCGCGGCGGGGUGGCUCGGCUCGUUGCAGCCGCUGUGCCGUGGAAUGCGGCGCUGCCGGGGACUGGUGUUGGGCAUUGUGGGGAGGUCUGCGUCGGCGACGUCGUUGGCUAGCAAGAGCUUGGCGUUUAAGAUGAGCGUGCUCUAUUUUGAUGUGCAAGAGGGAAAUCGUAGAGUAAAUAGGUCUUCCAUAGGAUUCCCACCUGCUGCUAGAAGAAUGGAUACACUUAAUGAUUUGCUUGCUGCAAGUGAUGUUAUAUCACUGCACUGUGCUUUGACUGAGGAAACAAUUCAAAUUAUGAACGCAGAUUGUCUACAACACGUAAAGCCUGGGUCGUUUCUUGUGAAUACUGGUAGUAGCCAGCUACUGGAUGAUUGUUCUAUAAAGCAACUUUUGCUUGAUGGCACUCUUGCAGGCUGUGCCAUAGAUGGUGCAGAAGGCCCCCAAUGGAUGGAAGCAUGGGUUAGAGAAAUGCCCAAUGUUCUGAUACUGCCUCAGAGUGCAGAUUAUAGUGAAGAAGUAUGGAUGGAAAUAAGGGAGAAGGCAAUUUCCAUACUGCAGCAGUUCUUUAUUGAUAAUGUUAUUCCUAAACAUGAUGUGUCUGACGAGGAAGAAGACGAGGAAAGUGAGGUGGGCUAUGAAAGACGUCUCUCAAUGGAGAAUGAAACUUCACAUCAAGGUUCUGUCUGUGACAGAGUGACUGGAGAUAUUGAGCUACAUGCUGAAAGCUCCCAGAAAAAGGUUUUGAACCAGGCCAAAGAUACCUCAUCUCAAAAUCAAGGUUCGAUUUUGUCUCAAACUACAUCCAACAGAUCUGAACUGAAGCCAAGUAGAUUGAGUAAGAAGGCUAAAAAAAGGCAUGGUCAUCAUAAAUCUCAGUCUAAAACAGAUAAUUUAAUUUCUGGAAAAGAAAGCAUUUCUUACAGAGAAGAUGAUGCUAGUAUGAGUGGCACGGAUCAGGUGCUGAGUUCUAGUUCACGUUCUGCUUCUCCCGAAGAAUCAAGGAAUCAUAGGAAGACAUCAAUUGACUCAAAAUCUGAAUUACGUGCUGCACUUCUCUUAAAAUCGAGCAUAGAACUUGGUAAAAAAGUGGGCGAGCUGCUUAAAGAUGGUUAUAUUAUAGCUUUACAUGCCAGAGAUCACCGCACACUUCAUGUCUCAAGGCAAAGAGUUCAAGGGGGUGGUUGGUUCUUGGACACGUUGUCAGAUGUAACAAAAAGAGAUCCUGCAGCGCAAUUCCUGGUUGUUUCUAGAAGCAAGGAUACAUUUGGUUUUAGGUCAUUUACUGCUGGGGGAAAAUUGCUACAGAUAAAUAGAAGAAUGGAAUUUGUAUUUGCUAGUCAUAGCUUCGAUGUUUGGGAGAGUUGGACGCUUGAGGGUUCUUUAGAAGAAUGCAGGCUGGUGAACUGCAGAAAUCCUCUGGCUGUGUUGGAUGUUCGAGUUGAAAUCGUUGCAGCCAUAGGCGAAGACGGUAUUACUCGUUGGCUUGAUUAGGUUAUUGAAACUAAUUCUUGACCUCAUUUUUGACUGACGUGCACACACAUUUUGUUUACUCUGAGCUUUGUGAUGUAUACAUAUACCAAGAGCUCAUGAUAUUCCAAGAAUCUGCAUUUGGUGAGAUAUGAAAAUGAGUAUUCUAUCUCAA
Molecule: messenger RNA, 2274 nt
Organism: Salvia miltiorrhiza (redroot sage)
Lineage: Eukaryota; Viridiplantae; Streptophyta; Magnoliopsida; Lamiales; Lamiaceae
Product: C-terminal binding protein AN-like
Exons: 7
Coding region: 219-2123 (634 amino acids)
Biological process (GO): microtubule cytoskeleton organization
Molecular function (GO): NAD binding
Source: RefSeq, a predicted model, not a curated record